Molecule: messenger RNA, 1258 nt
Organism: Magnolia sinica
Lineage: Eukaryota; Viridiplantae; Streptophyta; Magnoliopsida; Magnoliales; Magnoliaceae
Exons: 3
Coding region: 227-1258 (343 amino acids)
Source: RefSeq, a predicted model, not a curated record
CUUUUACUUUAUAAAUGUUUUCCCUCUAUAGUCAAUUAUGGAUUUUUAACCUGGUGCAAUUUCAUUCUAACAGGUAUGGGCAGUAGAGAUAUUACCGGCCCUACAAGACUGUGUUGUUUCGUACGUUUCGCAUCAAAUUCUACGCUUCAUUCAAUAUCGAGGCUGGAAGGGUUGGAGGUAUAACAGAAUACAUGCUAUUUUCGAGAGUAAAACUACAACAGUAGUAAUGAAAUUAGAACCAACGCUACAAGAAUGGGAAACGGAUGUCGUUCACUCUGUGCAUGACAGUUUUCAGCUUACUGAGACCCAGGAAGAUGAUGAGGAGGGUAAUGAGAUUGAUCACGAGGAGGGUGACGAGUCAGAUGUUAGCGAUGAGAAAGGCGUGGAGGGAGAGGGACCGAGGGGUGGUAUACCGAAUGUUGUUCUUAUGGAGGAAUUUAUGAUUGAGAGGGAAGAGUUCAAGAAGGAGAGAGAGGAAUUGAAAAAUGAGAGGGACAAAUUGAAAAAAGAGAGGGCAGAGAUGAGAAGGAAAGAAGCACUGUUUGAUGACAGCGAAACGUUACUGAGGAGGGAGAAGGAAUUGUUCUUUGUGGACAAGGAAUGGUUCUUUAAGGACAAAGAAAAGUUAGCGAAUGAGAUGGAGGAGUUUAAUAAGGAGAAGGAAGGUAAUCGUACACAGAGGGGACGUAAUGUGAUGGAGGAGGAGGGUGAGGAGUUGAGGAAGAGAGUGGAAGUAAAUGAUAUUGAAGAUAAAGAACUUGGACAUGUGGAUCUUGAUGUACAAUCGUAUAGUAAUGUCAAAGGUAAUGUAUGGAAUGAAUCCACUUCUCAUGCCGUUUAUGAAAGGAGAGCCAAAAGGAUACCGAAGACAUCAUAUUACAAGAUUUCUCUAUAUUUGUCCUUGUCUGCAUUCGAUACAACCCCUGGGGCGAACAAGGAAAAGUUAGCGAAUGAGAGGGAUGAGUUUAAUAAGGAGAAGAAAGGUAGUCCUAAACAGAGGAGACAUUUUGUGAUGGAGGCGGAGGGUGAGGAGUCAAGGAAUAAAGUGGAAGUUAAUGAUAUUGAAGAUAAAGAACUUAAACAUGCAUCCACUUCCCCUCCCAUUUAUAAAUGGAGAACCAAAAGGAUACUGAAGCCAUCAUAUUACAAGGUUUCUCCAUACUUGUCCCUGUCUGUAUUCGAUACAACCCCUGGGGUGGUUCGUGAACCCAAGCAAGUAACAGCUUUUGCUACUUCUCCGAUAUCAUUUCCUGUAUAG